This is a messenger RNA of Lynx canadensis (Canada lynx), 11844 nucleotides long. It is a transcript of the gene APH1B, whose product is annotated as aph-1 homolog B, gamma-secretase subunit. The record is from RefSeq and is a predicted model, not a curated record. Gene Ontology annotation, biological process: protein processing; Notch receptor processing; positive regulation of catalytic activity. Gene Ontology annotation, molecular function: protein-macromolecule adaptor activity. Bases 60 to 833 code for a protein of 257 amino acids. The transcript is spliced from 7 exons. Gene Ontology annotation, cellular component: endoplasmic reticulum; membrane; gamma-secretase complex. Lineage: Eukaryota; Metazoa; Chordata; Mammalia; Carnivora; Felidae.
UCGGCGCCUGGAGUACUUCGAGUCCCCGCCAGGCCUCCGGCCCGGCUUCCGCGGUCGCCAUGACGGCGGCCGUGUUCUUCGGCUGCGCCUUCAUUGCCUUCGGGCCUGCGCUGGCCCUCUACAUCUUCACCAUCGCCACUGAGCCGUUGCGCGUCAUCUUCCUCAUCAUCGGAGCUUUUUUCUGGUUGGUAUCUCUGCUGUUUUCGUCCCUUUUUUGGUUCAUGGCAAGAACCAUUACUGACAACAAAGAUGGACCAAUACAGAAAUAUCUGCUGAUCUUGGGAGUGUUAGUCUCCGUCCUUGUCCAAGAAAUGUUUCGAUUUGCAUAUUAUAAACUUUUGAAAAAAGCCAAUGAGGGUUUGAGGAGUAUAAACCCAGAUGAGACAGCACCCUCUAUGCGAUUGCUGGCCUAUGUUUCUGGCUUGGGUUUUGGAAUCAUGAGUGGAGUAUUUUCCUUUGUAAAUACCCUUUCUGACUCCUUGGGACCAGGCACAGUGGGCAUUCAUGGAGACUCUCCUCAGUUCUUCCUAAAUUCAGCUUUCAUGACGCUGGUUAUCAUAUUGCUGCACGUGUUCUGGGGCAUCAUAUUUUUUGAUGGCUGUGAGAAGAAAAAGUGGUCUGCCCUUCUUGUAGUUCUUCUGACCCAUCUGCUGGUGUCAGCCCUGACCUUCAUAAGUCCUCAUUAUGGAAUAAAUCUGGUGUCAACAUAUAUAAUUGUGGUACUCAUGGGCAUUUGGGCAUUCUUUGUUGCUGGCGGCAGCUGCCGAAGCCUGAAACUGUGCCUACUCUGCCAAGACAAGGACUUCCUCCUUUUCAAUCAGCGUUCCAGAUAACCUCUGACAACCAGCACCUGCCAAACACAGUAAAUCAUUAUCCUGCGCUAUGCUAAGAGCCAUAACAGAGAUGAACGGGUUGUUCCAGCCGCAUUGAAAGAGACUGUAAGUCACCUUCAGGGGAACAGGGAAGAUUUCUGGCAUGACAUUAGAGUGGGGUCGUGAAAGAAUUUUCCAGGUGGAAAGCUGAGGGGCAUCACCAGCAAAGGGAGUCGUGUGCAAAAGUAAAUCAUAUGCACAUGUAAAAGCCGUGCUUUGCUAAGGGAGGCCCUGCAGGGCGUGGACGGGUGCCAGGGGGAGAAAUGCCGGAAAGAUAACUGGGGCCACCUCGCCGUGGGUGGGUCCAGCUUUCUGACUUUCCACCUGGUCUGCCCUGUGCCAGAGGCUUGUUUUUAAGGAGCAAGAGAACAUCCACAGUGAGGUUUUUGUUCUCCAUAAUGCUCGGCUUGGGGUAUGCUGAGGAAAGAUGUGGUGUGUUGAAUUGCACUAGAUGAAGGGGCUAGGGACUUCCUAGCACAUUUGACAAUUACUCCUGACUGUUCAGCCCCCUGGAUCCAGGGGAAUUGGAAGGUGGGAACCCCUCUGUCUUUCAUUUGGAUGUCUCAGUAGACUUGAUGAUACUUUCCAUCUAAUAGUUUUUAUUUAAAAAUAGGAACUUUUAGAAACAAGAGGUCAAUAACCACAAAGUAUACAGUCUAGUCUCAAAAAGUAGAUAAUUAGCCAUCUUAGCUUUGUAAGAGUUUUUCCUCUUUUUAAAGGUUUUAUAAAACUCCCCAGGUCUCUAAGGGUCAAGCGGAUUCUAAUUGUGCGACUCCACAGAUUUAGCACGGGUCAAAGCCCUGCCCCACUACUGUCCAGCGCUCUUGUCUAAGAGUGACUCAGCUGGCUCUGGGCUCUGCAGUGGGGAACAUGCAGUUGCUCAGCGAAAGCCCACUAACGCAUGAUUAUAGAAACUCUUUGGCUUCCCCUUGUCCCUCGAGUGUCCCUGGCCCUGGUAUAUUAAAAAUAGGACUAGAUAACAUUAGCAUUUAGGUUCGAUAGGCUCUUGCUUUAUUACCCACCACCGUCAGGACCCAGUGUUGCUAUCUUUAGCUUGGAAGAGGUCAACAUGAAGGAACUAAGAAUCAGGCUCCUGGGCUGUAAAUCUGCCCAUGCCAUCUUUCUCCUUCACAGAGGGCAUCUGACUCCUGUGAGAUCUGGUCUGGUCACAGGAUGUCUCCCCCCUCUCUGGGGUCCCACCUUGAGGGCAAUGACUCUUGUCUCCCCUCUUCAGCUCAAGUCCUCCAUUUGUACCCCUUGGAAGAGGCACUUUCACAAGAGCUUAAAAAAAAAGUGCCUGACAUGACUUUCACCUCUCCAUAAAGAGUGGUCAUUUUAACUAACUGGAGCCCUGAUAAAGGGGUUUGUAUGCUUCUCUUAAGGGUGGCUAGUUCUCGCCUGUCCACUUCUCUUGGCCUUGGACAUAGCCAAUUAUACAAAAAGCAAGUAUAUUCAAAUUCUAAAGGAAGGUAAGGAACAGGGUUUCUCUUGAGUUUGGUUGUUCUACCUUAGUAACCCAACAACCUUUCGGUUUCAAGGGUAGCCAUCACCAAUUUGAAAAUGUCAUCCUGUAAUACAGGAAAGACCAGGGCAUAUGAUAGAAAACUCCAGAAUCCUGUCAUAUAAGUGAAAAAAAAAAAAAAAAUCAGCAUGGGCCUAGGAAAUUCAUCGUGUAAUUCCUGGGUAGUGGUUCUCAAUUUUGCCCCUCAUGCCCUGGAGACAUUUGGCAAUGUCUGGAGACAUUUUUGGCAUUCAAAAGUGGGGGGAUGCUAUAGGCAUCUAGUGGGGAGAGGGCAAUGCAAUGCACAGGACAGCCGCCCAGUGAGAAUUAUCCAGACCAAAAUGUCAAUAGCACCAAGGUGAAGAAACCCUGCCCUAGGGCUAAAUCGUAGACUACCCCUUAAGGACAGAUUACUACCUCUUAAGGACAGAAAUUAAGUUCUUUAUUCCUUUUCUAAGCACAGUUGAGGAAGCAUGGUAAAGUUAAAUGAUUUAGUCCCAGUUGUUCCAAUUUGGCUAAACCUCAGAGCCUACUCUCAAAGUCCUUGCACUUUCUCUCCUAGAGGAUUUCCUUAACAUCACUUUUCUCCUGGCUCAAUGUUCCAACUCCAUAGUUCCUGUUAACUUCCAGAGAAAGCUCUGAAUAAAUCAGGCCCUAAUUACAGGUUUGCCUUAAUGGAAGUUUACAGAUAAUUCGGCAUACUUGCUAAAGGUUCACACUGACACACGCUCACUCCAUAAACCUGAAAUGGCAUGUUAUGGUCUGAGGCCCCUCCAAGUUUGUGUGAGAGCCCUUCAUAAAUGCAGGUGCCCCCGGGGGGUGAGGUUUGGGGCUUCUCUCCUUUGUGGCCGCCCUCCCCAUUGUUCCUUGGGAAACAGCCCCAGUAGCUGCCUGUGUCUUCGAGAAGUGGGAGGGGACAAUUCUAGCCAAGUUUCUAUAAUCAGCCUCCAAAUGAACAGGUUUGCCUUGGACUGCCAGGGUUUCUCACUCCAAGGGGAGAGCUGGGCACAGCCUGGGCUCUUGGAAGCAACAGUUCUGGGUGAGCCGUGCAGGAAGGGCAGUGGCAAAGAUGCAUUUGGGCUUUGAUCUUGAUGCCCUGAGCUUGGAGUUGGUCUCCAGGCUUCUGCUAAGAGGCCCCUCAAGCUCCCCAGCCAGACUGGGAGAGUCUACUGAAGCGCUCUGCUACAAGCCUGACUGCACUGCCCACUCUGUGAGGGCCAACUUAGACCUGAGCUGGUCUAAGAAGAUGGCUAAUUAUUCCCAGUGCCAUAGUCCAUUGUUACAAGUGGAGGUUACUUUGGGAUGUCAGACUCAAGUUCCUGUGUGGUUUCUUCUGAUCCUUUGUAACUGCCCUCAAACACUGUCCCUGCAACGUAAAGUCAGGAUGGGCAGUUGUUAGUAUCCACUUCGAAUCCUAUAGCAUGUUAGCGUUGAAAGGACAUUAGCUCACCUUGUCCAACCUAUCAUUUUAUGGCUAAGGAAACCAAGGCCAAAGAAGGGACAUGAUUUGCUUACAUCAUACAGCAGGGAGGAAACAAAUUGAGGCCUUGAACCUAGGUCUUCUGACUGCAGGGGGAGUCUUUAUGACCGUAUCCCCUGUGACUUAUAUAGACCAAUCCAGAGAAGAGAUCUGAUUAUUAUCUUGAAUCACAAAUAAGAUCUACCUUGUCUAUGUGGGCCAAGUCCCUUAUCUCCAGGUAGUUUUUUUGUUUUGUAUUUUAUUGAAGAGUUGAAGUAUUUUCCAUUUACCCUUGACUACUACUCCAUUUAGAGGAAUGGGAAAAGAGAAAUUUAUAUCCAAACUAGAUCACAAAGGGAUGAUCUGUACAUUUGAGGCGUUUUCCUAGAAAAGAAGUUGACAGUCAUCAUCAUAUAUGUUCUCUGUGUUUAAGAAGGGCUAUUGUUCACAGAUGACGUUUUCAGACCAGGAAACUGAGAAAAAGAGAGAAACUACCUUAACCAGUGGUAUGUGGCAAGGAGAGCACAAAAGAUAAAUUCUUGGGCAGGUCUGAUUAAGUGAUUGACAGGACAUAAUUCUGAUCAUAUAUAUGGGUCAGUGCAAAAGGGCAUGUUUCUAAAGCUUUCUGGCAAGGGCCCUGAAAUACUAUCUUCCUAUGUUUAAGCUUAGUCAGUGGUAGUUAUAAUCUCACACAAUAACAAAGGAACAAGAAGGUGAGACAAGGAGAACUGAUUCUCGGACAAGUGGGUUAAUGGGGUCAUCUUUAGAUAUGAACACCUGGCCCAGUUCCAUCACAAGUGACAUAAGGAGAAAAAGUGGAACUUGCACAGACCUACCUGUUUCUGACCAUGAGAUUCCCGUGUUGGGAGUGGCCCAAGAGUCUACGGUGAGAAAGUGAACUUGGAGGUUUGAAGAAGGGUGUGGACCCCUAGGGUGCUCUCUUACCUGUUUCCCUGAACCCCCAGCUUCCAACAGUAUUGACGGGUAUUGAACAAGUAAAGAUGUUAAAUGUCCUUCUGAGGAGUUAUGGUUACAGAUUUAAGAGGAAGAACGGAGCUUUCAUAGCAUUAGGAAUAAACCAAACUAUUCAGCUUCGUUCAGUAUAGCUCCUGUGUGUGUGUGCUUAGGCAAGCUUAAGGAGAUGAGACAAAAAGGCAGUGAAUGCAGACGCUUUCUUGCCUGAUGGGUCCUGCUACAUCAGACCAUGAGCUACUUAUGCCCACAAAUGUAGAUUAUGCCCACUCUCUGAAAGCUUAACGAAGGAGCAUCCCUGGACGUUGGUGAUGCUGAUGGUGCUAUGAAUCACCUGGUGAGGCUGAAGAUGGGCCUUGAUGCCAGGAAAGCCUACGGCAAGAAGUUAGGAGUUUGUCUCGUGAAAACAGUCCUACCAUGUGUCUUAGGAGACGUAGUUCUCUGACAGAGAGGACCCCAGAACAUCCUCUCUUCCCCAUCUGUGAGAGACUCCCAGACUUAAUGGGGGCUCCGGUCCAGGCACCAAGAAGCCCUGGCUGGUGCUUCCCUGCAAAGGCUCAGGGAAGUCAAGAGCAGUGGAGGGAGACCUCAGUAAACCCACACACAAUAGCUUCUUGCAUACUUGGUUCCCUUGGCAGCCAGAGUGCUCUGAACCCACCCCCUAAGGGUAUCAGUGACAAAGCCCGAGGGUAGGGCACCCGACUGCAGAUAAAAUGGGUGUCCUGGCACCAUACACCCCCCACACACCGCGUCUUCUCACCUUGUCGGAAAGAGAUAUACACCAGCCUCUCGUCAAAGUUCUGGACCCGCCGGAAAUUGUUGACCAUCUCUCUGGGGGAUGGGUCAUCCACAUGUGUGCAGUACAGAGCAGUCUCCAAAGCUAGCAGCUGCAAGGCAGGAACACACCCCAUGGGCAAAGUGAUGCUCCCUUGCCUGACCUCAGUGGGGAGGAGAACUCUGGGGCUUGGCAGGAGGCACGUCAGAAAGCAGUGGGAAAGCCAGAGAACUGUUUCCCCUCCCUCAAAGGCGUCUGGUUGCCUGGACACCGGGUCAGCUGGUCUGUCACCACCUCCCAAGGCUUGGGGGGAGGUUACAGCUCUUAGCUGCUGGGUGGUGGAGGGGCUCCUCAGCCUCUCACAGGCCUGAUUUGCAACCCGACUCUAAAUCAGAGGGGCCUGGGGCUUAUUCUGGUGGUCCCGUCACAAGGAACAAAAAGAGGGAGGCAAGAGUUUCACAGUUCCUCUGACCACUGGUUCCAUGGAAUUUUCGUACACCCACAUAGAUUAUAUAAUCUGUUUCCAAGGCAGCUUCUAGGUUACUGCUUCCCUGAACAUUUCAUCUCUUGAUUCAUCACAUCUCUAUUCCUGUCCGCCCACCUGCUGCCAUUUAUCUACAUUACUCAGUAGCUCAUAGUAAAAGGAACGACCAACAGUGAGGGCCUUACUGGUCAGGAAGAGGGGUUGGGGGUGGGACGGGCCAUGAGCCAGUGUGCAGCACUGCCCCUGGCCCUGCCUCCUGGACAGUCAGUUUUCUUCUUGAUGAAUUUCAACUGUGGAGUAGGGGAUGGGCAGCGACCAGCAACCCCAAUCUGACUUUGGGGCUUUGUCUCCAACCAGCAGGCGAUCCCACGAGCUCCCUCAACUGUCUAUCCCUCACUUUCAUCAUCUGUAAGAUGAGAAGGUUGGAGAUGAUUGCUGAGGCUUCUGUCCCCCAGUUUUGCACUAGACUUUGAGCUUCUUGAGAACAGAGACCAUUGCCUACUCACUGCCGCAGUCCCAGCGCUCUGGUUGGUUAAACCAUCGAAACUGGGUCUGUCUUUAUUCUGCCCUGUAAAGGAACCGUGCUCGCUCCACCAUGGAGGCAGACACUAUGCAGCCACUGAGGGGUAUAUUAGGAAAUGCAGCCUAACGACUUGCUUGUAAGGAAUUGUGGAGAUGGGUUCAUUUUUCAAGCUUGACUUGAUAACUCUGUUUUUGAAGCUUGGCCUGUAAUUUUUGCAGUGUGUCCAGGAACCCACACUAUUUGGAGAGGUUUUACACAGCUGUCAGUGAAACUCUAAGUGAGGAAAUCAAGUUGUUAUGAUAUUGGGUGAUGGUAGAGACAGAGGUGCCACAUGGCCUCUGACUCAGAAGAGCACGACAGUUACCUGCUCCUGGGAAAUUUGCACAGGGUUCCGGAAAACCGUCCAGAGCACUGUGGGGUGGCAAGGAGGUGUGGUCAGGGAGCCUUUGUAGCGGUAGUAUUCGUCAGGCCUCUCAGGAAGCAGCUCUUCAAUGCUAAAACCCGGAAUGAGCACUUCUUGGCCUGGAGAGACAUAUUGGGGAGAUGGUGUCUGCCUUUCUCCCCAUGGCAGAGGUGCUGCUGGGCAUGCGACUGAGCCUAGAAAUGUGAACAGCACCUGCCCCCUGCAUUCAUUUUUCUUCAGGUCACAUGGGGGUGACUGUAUUCUCCCCUCUAGGGGUAGAUAAGCAUCCAAGAACCCCUUACCUUUGUAUUUGACAUCUUGAAGGUGCCUGAAGAUCUUGUCAUAAGAUGGAUUGAAGGAACCCAUCUGCAACAUAGAUGGGGCAGGUUGAACUAGGACAGAAUUAUAUAGGCUGAGCCUGGUGUAACAGUUGCUAAUGGAAGGACUCGACUAGGGGUAUAUAGUCACCACCGCCAAGGUCCUCCCUGAAGGAUUCACUUUACUGGGACAAUUAUGAAGGAUCGCUAGCCUGUUACAGAGUGAGGGUGAUGGUCCUGUCCUCUUGUAUCUCAGGACGCGAGGCACUGAGCCCUCAGGGCACUGGGGCUUGAGCGUCACGAGGCAAAGAAUAUAGCCUGUGCUCCUGGCGAUCAGGCUUUGAGUCUGAAAGCCACAACUAGCAUGUUUUCUAACCAGAACUCAAGGGAGAUGUAGUACGUACAAGCCAAGUCAGGCAAGUAAGCAUGUCGAAAAACGAGGUACUUGUCUUAUUAGGGAAAUACAUGCAAGCGAAUCAGGAAACAUUCCCAUUUGGGGGAUUAAGGAAAGAGCUCACUCCAGGGUCCAUAGAAAGACUGCAACUUGGAUGUUAGGAGUUGUGUAAGGGAUUCGACACCUGAUGAGGCAGCGCUGAAUGAUCCCCACCCCCCAACCCCAUACACACAGGGCCUGCCUCGCUGGACAAUUCCAAGCUUUAUACAAUAGGGCUAGCAACUAGGGCUCAUUUUCUCCAGUCUUCCAAAGGACAUGCCCAUUUCUGCUGCCCAGCUACACAAAGUGCUGCCUCCUGGCCAAAAGACAAGGUCCCCUAUGGGGGCAUACCUCUGGCUCUAGAGGCAAGACACAGCCAAAAUGAGAGUGAGCCACACACAUCCAACGGACAGGCAAUUCAGGGACCAAAUGCCGAGUGUGAUACCAUCCUGGCUUCAAAUUUCAUGUAAAACCCCUUUCAACAUCUCUUACCUCUAUGAGAACAGCUAGGACUGCGAGGCCUUCUGACUUGUUACUGGCGGUGCUGGCGUUGGCAUACAGGUCCGAGUUAUAAUGGACAAUAUGUAGCUGCAGUGGAAGGAAAGCUGCUCACCACGGGUGGGCGACUCAUGGGAACCUUUUGCUUUUGCAGGGGGAGGACACAUAUUUAUCCCUCCGGUGGAAAAAGAAAUCACAGCCCGGCUUUUAUACGGGUUUAAUCAGCCAUAUUUCAAGAGGCCAAAAAAAACAAGGACGUUACUCUCUGAAUGUAGAUUCUUAGCAUUCACAAAAAAAUUCUAAGCUCAUUUUUUAAAGCAGGAAUUACUUGUGAUUAUUAAAGUGAGGGAAAGAGAACAUUCUGAGAAAUCUUGGGUUUCAAAAGUCUAGGUAACUGGGACGCCCAGGUGGCUCAGUCAGUUAAGCGUUCGACUUGAUUUCGGCUAAGGUCUCAUGGUUGUGACAUUGAGCCUCGAGUCCAGCUCUGUACUGAGCGAGGAGCCUGCUUGAGAUUCUUUCUCCCUCUCCCUCUGCGCUCUCCCCCACAACAUUGCAUGCACAUAUGCUCUUUCUCUCUCUCUCUCAAAAAAAAUAAAUAAAUGUCUAGGUAAGCAUUAAGGUAUUGUUAUGAUAAAUUCUGACAAUAGGUUGGACCUAGUUUUUAAUCCAAAAUGUGGUGUCUGUCACUUGUCCUCCAAAAAACUAUAUUAGUAGAUACAUCUAUAUAUGUGACAUGCAUUUUUGUUGAGUCUUUGCCUCUUGAGACUGUGACACGCUGAGAUUUUUUCUUUGUUCAUCUCUUUCUCCGUCUUACAUGGUCAUAAAUGGAAUUCAAGCAGAUUUUACUGAAUACGGCUUAAUGUUCCCCACCUUUCAAGUGGCCCUUUCUAAUUUUCACAAGUGACAUGACAUCAUUUCUUUUUUUAAGUAGUCCUCGCUAUGAAGGAUGUAGCCUGCCGCCUUGCCCCCCACCACGUUAGCUUGGCACAGCCUUGAGAAAUGGGGGAUUCUGUAUGGCUGACACCCUGCAGGUCCUAGAUCCGUAUUUCUUUUUACAGCUGCCCUUUGAGCUUGCGGUCUGCUUCAGCACUUUUCUUACUGUGUUCAGAUUAAACGGAGAGGAACAGAAUUCCCUGCUGAAGAGAUGAAGAGACUCUUCUCUAUAGGACCCAAUCCGGAAGAACUGUGCACUUUCAAGGACCCUCCACAGGGAAUCUGCCACUUUCGGGUCACCUUGAAGUAUUUUCUCUAUUAGAGACAUUUAUGGCCCAUCUUCACCAGGCCCUUGGUGAUGAUGUGGCUUCAUAGCAGAAAAUAUAAUAAUGAGAAAUCCAUUUAAAUGCCCACACUCUCCCAGCCUACACCCUAACUCCUUCUUUAUUCCCCGUGUGUAGGUAGAAGCCUCCACAUUGCAAUUAGCCUGAAAGAAAUUGCAGUCCUGGGGUUUCAGAGAUGGGCCUGGUUUGAAAUGUGUGCCCCUCCAAGAGUGCCGCCCUUUUGGGCCAGAAAUAUAGGCCCUCCACACGUGUAACUCUACCUCUAAUUAGCCUGAGACAUUAAGCAGUUCAGCAGUUAAGAACAGAGGAGAGUGGUCAUGUCAUUAUUUACCUUGGGCUCCACUGGCUGAUCAGUAGCGUUUAUCUCCUUGUAUUUAUUGCCCUGUAAACAGUCAGAGCCACACCCCCAAGUUCUGUCCUCUGGGAGCUCUUAAGUGGAGCAUCUCAAGCACCCCCACCGUACCCCCUGCACACCUAUAGUGCAGGAACAAUGCUCCACUCCUUCCGUUUCCUCUGGGCAUUUUGGGGUAGUGCCUCAGAACGACACAACACCAUGUUGUGCCGACAUCCCAGACUAUCCUCUUUGACUCUCUCAUUGCCGUGAUGUCCCGUGAAUUAUAAUGCCAGUCUUCCCUUGGCUUGUGGCCCUGGGCCCCAAGGUUCCAAGCACAAGCCAUGCCCAGGAAAAGGAAAGCUGGAGUGGGAAAGGCCUGUGCAAACAGCACGGCUUGUGAAGAAAGAUGGAGAAGUUGGGGGAAGCAAUUAGCCCAGUAGGAUUCAGCAGCGAGAUACGAUACGUCCGCGAGACAAGCCGGUGGGAUCCCGAUCUGUGCAGGCAGAAGAGCGAUGCCGACAAAAGGGGCAUGUGUGCCCCACUGUGCCACCCCGGGAGCAUUGCCUUCUGAGCGGUGCCACUCAGUAAAGACAGACAAACUCCGUACGUUCAGGAGGAAGGGGACCAGGACACCGCGGAAGAACCGCGGGGGUAUGGGAGUGGCUCUGCCUUCCCUGAGUGGGUGUGUGGAGCCCGAAGGCAGCCCUUGCUUGCGCUCUGAUCUUCGCUGCACACCAGCCAGGUGGAAGGGUGCCAGACCACCCACCGCCAGGCAGCCUCUGCCGGCCUGCCCGCUCCACUCACCUCAGCAGCAAAGUGCUUCCCACCGACAGUGUGCUCGGAGCCGUGAGGGUCAUUCUGGUUCCCCCAGUGCAGGUGCAGCUGGGCGGCACUGUAGCGGGACCGGAGGCCCUGGAUGUGCAUGUCCGAGGGCAGGUUCAGCCUCACUGUGGGGAGUGGAGCCUUCAGAGCCCUGGCCAGCUGAGCACUGCCUGAGAGCAGUUAGCGAUGCGACACCGGCCCGGGGCCCAGACAGGAGGCAGGUGGAUGCAGUGAGUGGAGACACAGCCUGGGGCUCAGAAACCUGGGCUCUUCUCCUGAAAAUGUCCCCAUUUCCCUAAAGCAAUUCUAGUCGCACCAGCCCCUUCUAAGCUCCCCUGGGAAAAGGAUGGCAAGAGCACUAAUACUAGAUGGGUGGGUGUGUUUUUACAUAUACACGUAUUAAACACCCAGCUAUCAAGAUAGAACCUUUAAUGAAGUAUCUUCCAAGCCGUAGAAUAAUAUAAUAGCAACAAUAAUAAUUGCUAUUUAUGAAGCAUCUUCUGUAUUCCAGAUCCCCAACAUACAUAAUCUCUAGUCUUUCCGCAGUACCCAUCAAUAUGCCCAUUUUCCCCAUGAAAGCUCAAGGAGGUUAAUAUUCUUACCCAGAGUCUCAUGACUCAUAAGUAGUCAAGCCAGGAUUCAAAUCCAGGUUUGUCUGACUCCAAAGCCUGGGCGACCCCACAGUGAGUUGCAUGGCCCCUGGAGUGUUUGCGCCAGGGAGCCCAAGGGCUCAAGCCUGUCCCCCGCCUCCCCCCCCCCCCGCCCCUUCCCAAGAAAUGUGCUUCUUAUGUGAGGCGCUGCCCUGGAAGAACUGCCGCCAGCAUCCCCCCCAGUGAGUGGUCCAGGCAUCUCUCAUCCCUCGCCCCUCCCACCGCCCCUUCUCCUGGGGGCUGUACUUCAGUGCACCCCCCUCCCUGCCAGGCGCAAGAGAGCGGGCCAAGGAGCUGAGGGGAGCUCAGACAUCCCCUUGCAGUCCUCAGAGGUCUCUCUCACCUGAAUGGCCAUCGUUGGUCAGGAGAAACUGCUCGUUGGCAGAAACAUUGUAGCCUUGGAACCCAAGGGGCACAAGGCUGGCGUCGUACUGGAGGAUGUCACUGUGCAGGUCUAUUGGGGACUGCAGCACGCCCCCACAUGAUGGGUACUUCUUGGACCAGCUCUUCUCCCCAUCUGGACC